Molecule: messenger RNA, 1123 nt
Organism: Calliphora vicina (urban bluebottle blowfly)
Lineage: Eukaryota; Metazoa; Arthropoda; Insecta; Diptera; Calliphoridae
Exons: 4
Coding region: 279-1016 (245 amino acids)
Molecular function (GO): transmembrane monodehydroascorbate reductase activity; heme binding
Source: RefSeq, a predicted model, not a curated record
AAUAAGAGGAAUAAUCAUUAGUAAAGCAAAAGCCAAAGCGUGUGGUUGGAUCAGCAGGAAAUUUAUCUUGACUGAAAACGAGCAGUAUUUUUUAGAAGUUACUUUUUUUUAUUGUAUAGUUUUUGUUUUACUUAGGCGAUUUUAUAUAUUGACUGUGAUAAACAAUAAGUGUUCUCAAAUUAAUUUUAAAACAAAUAAUAUCUAUAACUACAUUCAAAUAUUUGCUGAAAUAAUUGUUAGUUUUUAGUGAUUAUAAUUUGGCAAAAAAAUAUAAAAAAAUGUCGUGUAAUAAUUAUGAUGUUUUCAACUCUUUACCAGUAGACAAUUUCAUUUUCAACUCCCACGAAGAUGUCAUCCUUUCGUCGCCCAUUCAAACACAAAGUCUUAGACAUACACUGAUUUUUGGUAUGAAUCUUUUCAAUCAUAUAGUCAUUGUGGUGCUAACUCUAGCCAUGGCCUACAAAUGUUGGCUGUUGGAAUUUAAAAAGACUGCCUUACAUGCUCAUUUGUGUACGAUGGGUUUUGUUCUCUUAAUGGCUGAAGGCAUGAUGGUGCGCUAUCAAGGCAAUUUAUUGCUCAAUCGAUAUAUGCAAUCCUCCACAAAAACCCUAAUACAUGGUUUGUUGCAAUUUGUGGGAGGUUCUUUGGGCAUUGGAGGCACGUUACAAAAGUAUUGGGGCAAGGAGACACAUUUCAAAUCGAUACAUGCUAAAUUAGGUCUAGCAGCUUGCAUUUUAUGUGUUAUCAAUUUUGUUAGCGGCUUGGUUAGUCUCUUCUUUCCAGCCUCCCUUGGCGCUAUGCGUUUAUUCCAUGGCAUUUUGGGUUUGUCCACCUUUAUUAUUGGCAUGUUGUGUCAGUUUUAUGGCUAUGAGACUGGUUUCUUUAAUCGUAAUUUCUCUGUUAGACAAAAACAUUUUUAUAAAUUUUUUACCCUUGUGAUUUUAGCUUUAACUACAAUUGGACCACUCAAAUUAAUGGUCUUUAAAUUAAACAAAUUAAUUUAUGAAUCUCUGUGAAAUUAUUUUAGUUGAAUUUAAUAGUUUUAAGAAGAAAAUUGUUGUUUAGUUUUGUUUAGAAAAUAAAUUUUUUACCAAAUAAAAUUGUUGUAAAUAAUUUAAUGAAA